CCGAUGCUAGUAACAAUGGAGGAGCGGUUAAUAGCGGCGGUGUCCGACUAUCCAGAGUUGUACAAUUCUACAUUAAAUUCAUAUAAAGACUCUGCUAGAAAAGCCAAAGCAUGGCGAGCCGUGAGCUUACAGGUUGAAAUACCAGAGGAGGACUGCCGCAGGAGAUGGAAGAGUCUGCGGGACAUGUUCAUCAAAGACAAACGUGCAGAGCAGCGCAGGCGAGCGUCAGGCACGUCCCACCGCAGCUGGAAGUACAGUUGGCAGAUGUCCUUCUUAACGCCUUUCAUUCAGUCCAGAUCGCUGGCGGCGGAUGAGCACGAGGAAGACCGAGAAGAUGAAGACAAAGAGGAGGAAAGGACGACGGACGAAAACUCGUCCUUCGUCCUGCAGGACUUUGAGGGAGAUCAUGGGAUGCUGGACGGAUCGUCUCAUUACACGGCGUCCGGCUCGCAGGGACCAGGACGCAAGCGCAAGUGGCCGAUGGAGGGGACGGAGGACUUGGAAGACGAGAUGUUUUUGUUCAGCCUGUUGCCGUACCUGAGACGGCUGCCUUACGCUAAGAAAAGCGCUGUGAAGUUAAAAAUUCACCAGCUGUUGUAUGAGGCAGAGUUCAAGUGAUGUUUAUAGUUUCUUCAUAUUUUUCUAUCUUUUAUCGAUAUUAAAAUUCUAUCCGCUGGAUUUUAUAACGUUUGUAACAGAGAUCGUAUCAAGGUUGUGAUGUUUGUUUCAUCAAUUUGCAAUGAUUAAACAGACAUGUUCACUCUGAGAAUGGCUUUUGAGUUUAUGAAGCACAAACUUAACUAUUUUGCCUUUAUAAAGUUGGACUGCAGAA
Molecule: messenger RNA, 832 nt
Organism: Triplophysa dalaica
Lineage: Eukaryota; Metazoa; Chordata; Actinopteri; Cypriniformes; Nemacheilidae
Exons: 2
Coding region: 4-618 (204 amino acids)
Biological process (GO): regulation of transcription by RNA polymerase II
Cellular component (GO): nucleus; transcription regulator complex
Molecular function (GO): DNA binding
Source: RefSeq, a predicted model, not a curated record